Messenger RNA from Caenorhabditis angaria, 2004 nucleotides. NCBI's taxonomy places the organism in Eukaryota, Metazoa, Nematoda, Chromadorea, Rhabditida, Rhabditidae. The record is from the annotation of a GenBank genome assembly.
AUGCCAAACGUCGAUUAUGAUUCAGAUGAAGAUCAACCAACAUUAUCGAAAAAAGAAUUGCAAGAACUGAAGUGGAAGCGGCAGAAAAACAAAAAGAAGAAAGAAUCUAAAAAACGGAUAAAGGCGACAAAAACCGAGGAAAAAGAACCAGAAUUGGAGAAUGGAAAUAAGGAAGUGAAACAAGAAGAAGAUUCUGGUGUGGAAAUUGAAUAUGUUGGAGAAACACCUGAAUUGGAUCAAGAAAAUCCUAACUACAAAUAUUUUGCUUCAGUGUUUGAUAAUUUCAAGGUUAGUUUACGUCAUAGAAUAUCACAAUUAAUCAAGGGAAAUUACAGAUUUCAACAGAUGGAGAUGAUCAACAGAAUUUCCAUCCAGUUUCGAGAGGCGAAAAGAAGGAUGAAUUUUUAGGAAAAGUAGGACAGGCUGAAAAAAUAUUGCAAGAGGAAAUGGAAGAAAGAGCAAAAGAAAAUACCGAUGAAAAGUUAUCAAGAAGGAAAUUAAGAAUUUCACUGCAGCCAAGUAUUGCAAAACUGAAAGAGGUAUUUACACAUUCACAAAAAUAUAAUUUCAGUUUUAUAUUUUCAGACAACCGGUCGAGCAGAUGCUGUUGAAUGGGCUGAUGUUACAUCUCGUGAUCCUUUCCUUCUUGUUGCUCUCAAAUCUUAUCGUAAUACAGUUCCAGUUCCUCGACAUUGGAAUGCAAAAAGAAAAUAUUUGGCUGGUAAAAGAGGUUUCGAAAGACCACCAUUUGAAUUACCAGAUUUCAUCAAAAGAACAGGAAUUCAAGAUAUGCGAGAGGCUCUGUUAGAAAAAGAAGAAAAUCAAUCACUAAAAUCAAAAAUGAGAGAAAGAACUCGUCCAAAGUUGGGAAAAAUUGAUAUCGAUUAUCAAAAACUUCACGACGCCUUUUUCAAAUGGCAAACAAAACCAUUGAUGACAAAAAUGGGUGAAUUAUAUUAUGAGGGAAAAGAAAUGGAAGCAAUGAUGAGAGAUAAAAAACCAGGUGAAAUGUCGGAUGAACUUCGAAUUGCAUUAGGAAUGCCAAUUGGUUCAAAUGCUUAUAAAUUCCCACCUCCAUGGCUAAUUGCAAUGCAAAGAUAUGGACCACCUCCAAGUUAUCCAAAUAUAAAAAUUCCUGGAUUGAAUGCACCAAUUCCAGAAGGAUGUGCUUUUGGUUAUCACGCUGGAGGAUGGGGAAAACCACCAGUUGAUGAAUAUGGACAACCAAUUCAUGGAGAUGUGUUCGGAUUACAAGCACCGGCUUUUGAACCAGAAGAUGAAUCACAAAUUGAAAGAAGAUAUUGGGGUGAAAUUGGAUCGGAUGAAAGUUCGGAUGAAGAAUCGGAAAAUGAGGAAGAUGAUGAUGAUUUGGAUGGAGAAAUUGAAGGAACUGAUGGAUUUGAAACUCCAGCUGGCGGACAAGAAGGAUUGGUAACACCAUCUGGAACUACAACUGGUUUAACUGGAUUAGAAACACCAGAUACAAUUGAAUUGAGAAAAGGAAAAAGAACGGAAGAAAGCACAUUACAUGGAAGUGAUACACCAGCUGCUGCUUAUCAUAUUAUUCCAGAGAAAAAGAAUGAUCGAAUUGGAAGUCAAAUGAUGGCAUCAACACAUACUUAUGAUUUAUCAGUUAGUUUAUUUUCUCCCGUUAAUUUGAAAUUUAUUUUUUUUUCAGAAACGUGUCGGUGUUCGCGAUGAUGGAGUUGAGAUUUCAUUGGAUCCUGAUGCAAUUGAUAUGGAUGAAAAAGGUUUGGCUAAAAGAUAUGAGGAACAAUUGAGAAAACAAAAUACACGAGAUGAUGAUGAAGAUAAAGAAGAUUUGAGUGAUAUGAUAGCCGAACAUUCUGCUAAACAAAAUGUGAGGAAAACUUUAUAAAUAAAUAAAAAUUAUUGAAAAUUUAAUUUCAGAGAAAACGGAAAGCUCAAGAAGACAAAAAGAAUAAAUCCUCAUCAUCUUCAUCGUCUUCGUCUUCCAAAAAACACAAAGACUUCAAAUUUUGA